CUUUUUAUAUAUAUAAACGAUAUAAAAGAACAGAAGCAAAAUGUCUGUCGUAUCAAUCGGCAAGCCUUACGUGCACGAAGGUGGGAUUCGUCCAUACUUUGAACAACAGAUACAAGACACAGAGAUCAAGAUACAGCAAACGACACAGAACUUGAGACGGUUGGAGGCACAGAGAAACAAGUUGAAUAACAAAGUAAGACAGUUAAAAGACGAGUUGAGAUUGUUGCAAGAACCGGGCUCUUAUGUUGGGGAAGUUGUCAAAGUGAUGGGAUUGAAGAAGGUAUUGGUGAAGAUUCAUCCUGAGGGUAAAUACAUUGUCAAUGUAACCAAGGAUAUCGACAUCAAGAAGUUGACUCCAUCUAUCAGAGUGUGCUUGAAGUCAGACUCGUACGACUUGCACAAGAUUUUACCCAACAAAGUGGAUCCGUUGGUUUCAUUGAUGAUGGUGGAGAAGGUUCCCGACUCCACUUACGAUAUGGUGGGUGGCUUAGAUAAGCAGAUCAAAGAGAUCAAAGAGGUGAUUGAGUUGCCAGUGAAGCAUCCAGAGUUGUUUGAGAGUUUGGGAAUUGCCCAGCCUAAAGGUGUUAUUCUUUACGGUCCUCCUGGAACCGGUAAGACAUUGUUGGCCAGAGCGGUGGCUCAUCACACCGAGUGUAAGUUCAUCAGAGUUUCUGGUUCUGAGUUGGUGCAAAAGUAUAUUGGUGAAGGUUCGCGUAUGGUUCGUGAGUUAUUUGUAAUGGCUAGAGAACACGCCCCAUCUAUCAUAUUUAUGGACGAAAUCGAUUCCAUUGGUUCGUCACGUGUAGAAGGCUCAUCUGGAGGAGACUCCGAGGUGCAGAGAACUAUGUUAGAAUUGUUAAACCAGUUGGACGGGUUCGAAAGCUCCAAAGACAUCAAGAUCAUCAUGGCUACUAACAGACUUGAUAUCUUGGACCCUGCAUUGUUGAGACCUGGUAGAAUCGACAGGAAGAUCGAGUUCCCAGCACCUACAGUAGCUGCCAGAACCGACAUCUUGAAGAUUCAUUCUAGAUCCAUGAACUUGACGAGAGGCAUUGACUUGAGAAAGAUAGCCGAGAAGAUGAACGGGUGUUCAGGUGCAGAUGUCAAGGGUGUUUGUACCGAAGCUGGUAUGUACGCAUUGAGAGAAAGAAGAAUCCACAUUACGCAAGAAGACUUUGAGUUGGCUGUUGCCAAGGUGAUGUCGAAGAACGACGAGGGAGCUGUGUCGUUGGCUAAGUUAUUCAAGUAGUCAAUGUAUCAAUAUAAAUUAUCUCG
Messenger RNA from Scheffersomyces stipitis CBS 6054, 1275 nucleotides. RefSeq names its product proteasome regulatory particle base subunit (gene RPT6). The record is from RefSeq and is a predicted model, not a curated record. Gene Ontology annotation, molecular function: ATP binding; proteasome-activating activity; ATP hydrolysis activity. NCBI's taxonomy places the organism in Eukaryota, Fungi, Ascomycota, Pichiomycetes, Serinales, Debaryomycetaceae. The coding region runs from base 41 to 1249 and encodes 402 amino acids. Gene Ontology annotation, cellular component: proteasome regulatory particle, base subcomplex. Gene Ontology annotation, biological process: proteasome-mediated ubiquitin-dependent protein catabolic process. The transcript has a single exon.